AUGGAUUUCCCACAUCCAUCGGCUUCUAAUGACGCGUGGAGGAGUCUAUGCAACGUCGUAGAACACAGCGGCAUUUUCGAUUCCGAAAAGCGCCAGCCCCACUCACGAUGCAUGGAUAACACGCGUGUUGCGCUUCGGGAGAGCAUCAGAGAAGUCCUUGAUCGACACGAUCGGACGAACGUUUGGCUCAACGGCCUCGCCGGAGUUGGAAAAACAUCCAUUGCAUUCACUGUCGCUGAGGAGAUGAAAAGGGUUGGAAGGCUUGCCGCCACAUUCUUCUUCUCGCACAAGCAUGCACAAGGCGCUGGAAGAAUAAUUCCUACAAUCGCAUACCAACUCGCACUGACGUUCCCGCGCAUUCGAGGUGAUAUCACGAAAGCGAUCGAGCAAGACGAGGUUCUCUUAUCGUCUGAAAAAUCUCGCAUUGAUCAGAUGCGGGAGUUGGUCAUCAAACCGCUACACGUCUUGAGAUUCCGUCAAGAAACUCCUUAUGCCAUCAUUAUCGAUGCUCUUGACGAAUGCUUCUCCACUGAGGAAGCGGCAAGACUUGUUGCCUUGUUCACGGAGACGCUCUCGGGACCAGACUUACCGACCAUCCACCUAGUAUUCACAAGCCGCCCUGAGGCGCACAUCCGCACAGCCAUGUCAGCUGAUGUCCGCCAUAUCUCCCUCACUACACGUGAUGCAGACAUCGUACAGGACGUUCGUUACUUUCUGCGAGCAUCACUUGAUAACAUACGGACAAGUCAUUCCGCCGUUUUCGGGUGGCCCCCCAUGCCUUGGCCGUCGGAGAAUGAAUUCGAGACCUUGGCCUUUAUGGCAGGCGGUCUUUUUGUCUAUGCUGCUAUGGUCAUCAAUUUUUUAUCCCCCGUCGGUCAUCAUCCACAGCAGAGACUAGAUCUCUUACUUCGCGAGAGGUCGAAUGCCAGCGCUGACAUUGACCAGCUUUAUCGGCAGAUUCUCGCAACUUCGGAGAAUCCACGCUUGCACUGCCGGAUGUUGGCAUCCGUCAUCAACCUCGUUCAACCGCUCCCACUUAGAGAUCUCCAAGAACUCUUCCACGCGGACAGAGAGAGUUUAGCUGUGAUGCUAGAAGCGUUUUCACCCGUUAUCUUGAAUUCACCUGAUGGGAGUGGGAACGUUGAGAUUUAUCACGCUUCGCUCCACGACUUUAUGGCGGACCGUCAUCGUUCGGAACAAUACCACGUGGAUGCCGCAGAAGCUCACGAGUACCUUGCAUGUCGCUGCCUUGAUUUGGUCGUACAAACCGAGCCACCGUAUGGAGGAGCACUUCGAUAUGCACGUUAUUGGUGGGGUACACAUCUUUCGAAGGCUUAUCCUAGCAGAGAAAUUCGACAACGGCUUGCUUGGUUUAAAAGGGACAAUUUGCGACGUUUGGUGACGGUCGCAGAACAAGAUCAAUCACUCCGUGAUCUAAUAGUCAACUUGCGUGAAGCAAGAAAGGCGUGUUUUUCCUGGGUGACUAUUUUGAAUAUCGGUAGGCGGUGCACACUGAUCAAAUGUCGUUUAGAAAUGGAUCAGAAAUUUAUCUGA
Suillus clintonianus is the source of this 1554-nucleotide messenger RNA. RefSeq lists its product as uncharacterized. Lineage: Eukaryota; Fungi; Basidiomycota; Agaricomycetes; Boletales; Suillaceae. The coding region runs from base 1 to 1554 and encodes 517 amino acids. The record is from RefSeq and is a predicted model, not a curated record. The transcript is spliced from 2 exons.